AUGGGAAAUGCUCGCGACUCUAACCCGCUGUCCCUAUGGCCUGCCUUCAGAAAGUAUCGGGGAGCUCGAAGCCCUGAGUACGAUGUGUGGGCGUACUCUGGGCUCGAAGAUGCCGUUUUGGAUGGGAGGCACAAUGUUAUAAUACGAGACAGAAGAUAUGACCGCGAUAUGCUUAUAAAAGAGUACGUUUGUGCUAUUCUUUUCUCCAAAAGACAAGGCCGCAACAACUGCCACGUCGUAUCCCCGGAUUGGGUUGAUAGAGAAGUGCCUCGCUAUCUCCAAAGCAUUGAGGGGCUGUUCAAAGACUUGCGAUGCUUCCAUAUGCUAUUUGACUCUGGAGAGCUCACCGAACCAGUUGAUGCUCUGUUCACAUCGAACGCUAUUCUGGUUGCUUUCCUAGAAGACAGAGUCCCAGACGCGAAGCCAAAUUACGCAUAUUGGGCAGUGCUUUUGGGACUUCAGCGGUCAAUCCCUGUCCGUAUCGAGGCGGUGGAUCUCUUCGUUUCGUCGCUAGGAGUAGACGGCCAAACUAGCGCUGUUCAUGAUCAUCGCGGCACUCCUCUGUCUGCUAAGGGAUCCCGCCAGGACCAUCCCUCUAUAGUACUGGAGAACAAAAGGAUUAUUCAUCAAUACGCUCGGGGGCUUCAAAGAACAACAUCAGCCUGUGUCAGCACGGUGACGGGCCGCUGGAAGCAAGACAGCCCCGGAAUUUACAGCAGUCUGAACCUCCCUAGGAGCGACUCAGAUUGCCUCCUAAUUGAACUGCAUACAAGUCUGAAUUUACACGAGACUGGCAACUUUCCAUAUCAAUCGAAGCUGUCAGGCUCUAUCACCGUGUCAUUUGCACACGACUGGUUCCAUACUCACCGCUGGAAAUGCACCACGAGACUAAGCUAUCCCAGCAGAUGGCAUCACAAUAGAGACGAGUAUUUCUUGACUACCUACGGAUUUCACUGCAGCGGAUGCAGAGAGGAGAAAAGCAACUGUGAUUGCGGCGAUUUCCGAGGUCUCAACGUACCGUUCCCAGCCACAAAAUUUGAUACCCUUUUGAAGUUGGCAGAGGACUAUGGAAACGCCGAGCUGGAACGAGAGGCAGGCAGGAUUGGGGCCAGGCCCAUGGGUAGGGUCCAUGAGACCGCGACGCUGCCAACUCUCCACGGCGCCAACAACUUUCUCCGGAAUAUUGCUAUGUACCAGGAACUGUGGUCAUUUGCACCAGGGUCUUCAGUCUGGAUUCGACAAGCUAUCAUAUUUUGGAGAUUUAAAAGCACGCCGCAGGGUCUACCCCAGCCUCUUCCAGCUUCGACUACCUGGAGAUGGCUUUCGAUCUAUGACCCAUUGUGGAAGGUACACGAAGAGAACAUAAUCAUAGAUCCAUAA
Messenger RNA from Cordyceps militaris CM01, 1380 nucleotides. RefSeq lists its product as uncharacterized. The record is from RefSeq and is a predicted model, not a curated record. The coding region runs from base 1 to 1380 and encodes 459 amino acids. Lineage: Eukaryota; Fungi; Ascomycota; Sordariomycetes; Hypocreales; Cordycipitaceae. The transcript is spliced from 3 exons.